AUAUUUCUACUAAUCGAAUACAAUUGUAUUCUUUGGGCGAAAAGAAGAUUCUCAAAUCAAAAACAUUUGCUGUCAGAAAAGUUCAGGAUAAUCAGAAUGUCAGGAUAUUUGACAGCAGGUGUUAGAACUACAGUUUUGCGGCCUCCGUAUGGAAUUUGUCGUUGUUACUGCCAUCGCCUGUAUCAUGCAGAUCAGUAUAGAGGUUACACCAGAAAGUCGGAGACCGAUGCCAGUCGGGAAGCAGUUUUUGUGAAUUCACUCUACCUCAAGCCUUUUACAUAUACGCAGACAAGCAAUAGAACAAACAAUCAUAUAUCUAAAUUCUCUUCUACCAUAUUUGGACCACUCACUUCUCCAGUUAUAACUGAAUAUCUUUCAACACGAUCUCUGCAUUCCUCUGUUUUCCUGUUAAAAGAAGAUACCCGAGUGGAAAAGUCGGUGAAAAUUAUAAAGGAAAAAGUAGAGGAGGACAAAAAUGUUUCGUCUAACAAAACAUUGACUCAAGGAACGAAAAGUGUCCAGAAAUCAAAUGAAACUACUCAAAAGAAAGGCUUUUUAGCAGUGAAACUUGAAAAAUGGAAGGCUUUGUUAGCAGAAAUGAAGAAAGUUGGUUACUUUCAUUACAUGUGGACUGGUUUAAAACAUUUUGUUCGACACUACUGGGAUGGUUUUCGGUUGAUCUGGAAAAAUUCGAAAUACUGCAUGCCCUUGUUGUUCAGGUAUUUGAGGGAAGGUCGAUCCUCGUUAAAGAGAAGAGAAUACAAAAUGUUGACGCGGACGCUAGCAGACCUGAUCCGGAUGGUUCCCCUUAUACCCAUGAUUCUGAUUCCCCUCGGAGAAAUCUUCAUCCCAUUUUACAUGUCACUGAACAUGAUGCCAAGUGUUUUUCAGAACAAACCAAAGACAGCGGACUACAAGCGUCAACUGCAGAUAAAGCUGGAAUAUGCGUCCCUAUUGGCCAACAGCCUGCACGAGAUCCCUCUGCGGAAGGCCAAGUCUGGAGCAACUACAGUACAGGACUUUGCGGACUUCAUGCAAAAGGUGAAAACCACAGAGAAGAUCCCAUCUAUCGACGAGAUCACCAAGUUUUCCUCGCUGUUUGAAGACUCGAUCACACUGGACGACCUGAACGUGACUCAGCUACAGGCCCUGUGUAAGAUCCUGGGUAUCGGCUUCCUCGGGAAGAUCCCCAGCGCCCCGGUGUUGAGAUUUCAGAUCAUUAUGAAAGUGAGGGAACUGGAGGUGGACGAUAAGGUAAUCCAGAAGGAGGGUAUGGACAGUCUCACCACUGAAGAACUUCAGGCUGCCAACCGAGCUCGGGGAAUGAGGGCAGUUGGCUUGUCCGAGGAAAGGCUCAAAGUACAGCUACAGCAGUGGCUUGACCUUCAUCUCAAGAGUCGGGUUCCCACCAGCUUGCUUCUACUGACUAGGGUCAUGUACCUGGACGAGAACCUGUCACCGGCUGCACAACUUAAGGAGACUCUGAAGAGCUUGUCAAACUCCACUGUUGACAAGGUGCAGGUGACGGCCGCGGAGACUCAGGGUGAGGAGGUGGAUACGGAGAAGAAACUCCGUGUCUUGGAGGAGGAACACGCCGCCAUUAAGAAGGAGAAGGAACAAGAGGAGAAGGAGAGAAAGGAGGAGGAGAGGCUGACUAAGGAGACAACCGACAAGAAACAGAAUGAUCUUAAGGAGAUGGCCCUGAAGGAGAUGCAGCAGCGGGUGAUUGACCAGGAGUUGGCGGAGAAACUUACCACUUUACAGCAGGAGAAGGCUGAGGAUAAGAUAACUCUGCAAGACGUUGAGCCCAUGGUUGACACAGCGCCCACUGUGACGGCCAAACCCACUGAAGAGCUUAAGGUGGAGCCAAGCACUGUCCCAGAGGUGGUCCCAGUCCCUGAAGUUAUCACUGCUGAGACUGUGGUCCCACCCACCGUGGAAGACAUCGAGGAAGACAUCACUGCCAAGGAUCUCGGGGAGAUCGAGAAAGCCAUUGAAGACAUGGCCAAACACCACAAAGAUGAGCUGUCUGAGGUUAAAGGAGAUUUAGAUAAUUACACCGAGGACAUGGCUGACAUCAAGGCACUAUGUGAGAACACUGACUACGCCAAGCAGAUUGAGGAGACAAAGGGUGCGAAGAAACUCCACAACUACCUGAACAAGUACCUGCACCGGCUGGACAAGAGAAUCACUGUGGUUCAAACCAAGAAGGAGGAACUGCUGGAGACUAUCGAGAAACAGGAGUCACGUCUGCUUGACGAGACUGAGCAUCCCCCUGAGAUACUCAAGGCCAUCGAGAUAAAAAAAGGAAACCUGAUCAGUGUGAACGAGGUGCUGUUAUCCCUAAAGCGUCUACAGAAUGUUCCGGACGAUGUUCGCAUGCAGAAGGUCUUGCAGGUGCUUGAUACCGACGAGGAUGGCCUCAUAGACAUCAAUGAUGUUCUCAAAGCAACAGAGUUGAUCAGCCAAGAAAAUCUUAAGUUGAGCAAGAAGCAAGUGUCAGAGAUGAUGACGUUACUGAGGAAGGAGGCGGAGAUUGAUCUCGCUGAGAAACAGCAUGAAAAGGAGGUAAAACUAAAGGAGGAGAUUCAGGAAAAUGGACCAAUCGGAAACCAGGAGGCAGUAGAGGGGAAACAGAAAGAGGCUGAGAAGGAAAAAAUGAAAGGCUGAAGGUGUUAGUGGGAAACAGUUGCUAGGUACAGCAGUUGCUAGGGACAACAGUUGCUAAGGACAGGAGUUGUUAUGGGCAACUGUUCAAAUAAUUUGCAGGGCUUUUAUGAAUUUGUUUUUAUUUUUGUUUUGUGUGGACAGAGUUUGAAAAAAUAAUAGAAUGGGGUAAAUUUUAGUCUUGUCAUGUCUAUAGUUCAUUUUUGAGUUCAUUGGACGUCCUGGGUGGAAUUUUAGGUAAAUGUUUAAGAAUAUCAAAACUAUAAAAAUGGCAAAGAAAAUAUAAAAAAAUUGUUUAUCUACAAUCAUUUACAUGGUAUGGAAGGGUGAUUUUUAUUUUGGAUGAAAAUUAUCAUCUAGAUCAUAUCAUGGAGAGUCAUAAAAAGUAUUUAGAGUUUUAAAACACCUGACUGAAACCCCAAAAUGGCAACAGCUAUUAUAAUAGUUGUAUGGUUAAGAAUUGAAAGUUAGGUUAAGAAUUGAAAGUUAGUUAUGAAAAUUUAUUCUCAAAUUGCAUGUUUUACUUUUGUUAUAUAUGAAAUUUCCUUUAAGCAAGAGCUGUCUGUGAUAUCUGUGUAAUUUAAGCAAAUGUUGUUACAUUCUGUCAAGCGUUUAACACUGAAAACAUUGUGAGAAACUUUUUGAUGGUCUGUGUGAUUCAUGUUUUAAUAUUGUCAAUUUUGUAUAAGUCUAACUUCAUCAGUACAUAUAUGGUGUUUACAUGUAGACCUGCAUGCCCUAUGAAUUUUAGUGCUGGAAAGACAGAAAAAAAAUGACAUGAUUGGUGUCCUCUCUAACAGUAGUGAGAAAUCUAUGUCCUAUUUAAACUUUUGUAUAAGAAAGAUUAUGGACAUACUUCGAAAAAAGAAGAAUUUUGGAAAAGAAUACAAGUCAAAUGACAAGAAAUGAAAAUCCUAUGGGGAAAAAACACAAGAACAUUUUGGGUAAAAAAACACAAGUAGAUCUUUCGGAGGAAAAUAAAAACACAAGAAAAUAUUUGAGAAAACACAAAGAAAUCUUUUAGGGUAAAAGGAGAUCCUAAGAAAAUACGAGUAUAUAGUGUAGGAGGACUCUCCUGUCAAUCAAAGAUUUUCGAUGUUGUGUAUCCGUCAUAAAUAUGAAACUUUGAAAAAAUUUUUAUAGCCUUUAUGAUGAUAAAGAUAAUGAAAUAAAGAUAACAAAUUUUAAACACUUUUUGCAAACUCUCUGAUAAUCUUUCUGCAAUAGUUAAAACUGAUUCAAUUGUUUUUCGAUUUUUAAACAAUUUUCAUCUUUAUUUUCUAUGUGCUGCAGACAUUAAUAAAAAAAAAAUUACAACAACAAAAAAGCAGUUACAGCUUAUAAUCAGAAGUUAUAUCAGAUUUGAAUAUUGGUUCAAAUACAUUUAUGUCUGUGUAAAACAUUGAUUGUACGUGUUUGUGUAUACAUUUUGCGAUAGAGAUGAUCAAAUGUCACUGAAAAUAACAUGUUCAUUUGCUUAGAAUCACAUAACCUAAGUAUACAUUUAUUUUGAAUAAUAAAUUAAACUUUUUGUAUCAGUCAAAUAUAUAAACGCCAUCAAGAUGCAGCGCAUUUUGUUACUUUUUUUUCUGCCAACUUACAGGCUUAUUAUAGUUUUACUUGCUGCAUUACAUCUCUGACAAGUUUGAUAACCAGCCAUAUCACUGUAGUCACUAAAGAGUUAUUGCCCUUUUAUUAUAGAAAUUACCUAAAAAUGGUCGUGUACGCUUAAUAACUUUAUAAGCCUUUGUGCAAUCCUCACCAACCUUUAUGGGACUGUGUAUUGGCAUAAUGUCUUGGGCAAGUUAUAUAAUAGGUCAUAUCACUGAAGACACUUACGAUUAAGCGCCUUGUAAUUAUAGGAAUUUACCUCAAAUCGGUCUAUCGAUCAAUUACUUUAGGAGCCUUUUUCUAACCCUUACCAAAUUUGGUCACAAUGUGUAUGGGCAGAAUAUCUUUGUCGGCUUCAAUAACAAGACAUGUCACCUCAGCAGCAUUAUGACCCUUGAAUUGGCAAAACUGUUUUGAGAGUGUUUGCUCCCUAAAUUUGUCCUCAUGUACGACCACUUGUGACAGUUGGCAAUCUUGCUUGUUUUUGAAUAUAAGUUGAGCCCUGUUGGCUCAUACUCUGAGAAAACGACCCAAGCGGGAUUAUUAGCCUUCGGUGAAAAGAAAUCGGUCCUCUACAUCUAGUUAGAGCCAACUUUGAAUACAAGCCAAGCAAGUUCGAGCCAACGGGGCUGGACUGUAUAUGUAAUCAUAUUAAAUGAAAUAUGAUACCUGCAUCAUUGCAGAAGAGGUCCUGUCGAUUUUCAGCUCUUGAAAACAUUCAGUAAUGUCCCUUUAAUCACACAUUUCUUUUAUUUAAUACUGGGAUUGUAAGAUUCUGCGUUAGCAAAAUCACAUUUGCAUUUAUUACAUAUCUUUGUGAGUUUAUUUACAUGCUUUUGCAGUGCAUUUAACUUCAUUCAAAAAAUCUCAAUCAUUUGACUAGAUUGUGGAAAACAUGAAGCUUAAUAUACUAGGGCAUAGUAUUACAUGUGUGGUUUUAUUGUGUAAACUGGUGUACUGAAUUCUACAAUAUUUCAAUGUUCAUGUUUUGGUUGUCUAUAAUAGUAGAAAUGUUUUCCAUAUGUUUCUUCUAAGCAUGUAAUUCCAAGAUUAAAUAUAUAUUAUCAUUGUAUAUCAGUUUUAUUUUUUGCUCAUUGUCGAGUCAAAGCCACAAAAUGCACAACAAUACACUGAUAUCUUGCCCAGUUUUCCAAGAUACCCAUCUAUAUCCAUGUGCUUUGUUUGGAACAUAUUGUGGUCAUACUGUUGUUGAUUGAUAUUGUACCAUGCUUCUAGAUAUUAUAAUUAAAUAAAUGAAAGAAAAUGUU
Messenger RNA from Mya arenaria, 5546 nucleotides. Its product is annotated as mitochondrial proton/calcium exchanger protein-like. Gene Ontology annotation, cellular component: mitochondrial inner membrane. The transcript has 16 exons. Gene Ontology annotation, molecular function: calcium ion binding; ribosome binding. Gene Ontology annotation, biological process: intracellular monoatomic cation homeostasis. NCBI's taxonomy places the organism in Eukaryota, Metazoa, Mollusca, Bivalvia, Myida, Myidae. Bases 97 to 2670 code for a protein of 857 amino acids. The record is from RefSeq and is a predicted model, not a curated record.